AUUGACAUGGUCAACGCAGUAUCGUUUGCAUGUCCUUCUCUAGAAUGGAAAAUGGACUGAACCUAGGCCAAACCUAGGCUGUCAGAAUUGAUCAGAGCGGCCUGGCACGUGAUGGUCCACGGCAUGCAACGCCCGCUGUUCUCUUUCGCCAUUUUCCGAUCUUUUCUGAUAUCGAACGUUUUGGGAGGUUCACCAGAUUUUAACGCUUUGUGCUUUCAGCCGAUCAUCGUGCAUCAUGUCACGGCGUCCGCUACAUGCAAUUUGCCUAUCGGUGAAUGGCACCCAUCGCGCCGGAUGAUAUCACGUCGCUCAAAGCCCAACCGUGACAACAUUAAUAAUGGGCGUUCUGAUGUGCAGCGCGCCCGGGUCGUCAUGACCAAUUCAUUGCCGAUGUACUUUGAGCGCUCAGCGCAAUCAAUCAGAAAAGAUUGACAAAGUAGGCUGCUGCGGAAUUUGACUGAUCGGGUCACGAGAAUCCAUAUCACAUAGCGAGCCCGCUGGCACUUGAGGGACUUGGUGUUACUAUCGAUUUUCCUUCAUCAAUUCAAGGACCAUCGUGAUCUCCGAAUAUUCAAUAUUGUAC
Suillus fuscotomentosus is the source of this 583-nucleotide messenger RNA. RefSeq lists its product as uncharacterized. The transcript has 2 exons. The coding region runs from base 112 to 432 and encodes 106 amino acids. The record is from RefSeq and is a predicted model, not a curated record. Lineage: Eukaryota; Fungi; Basidiomycota; Agaricomycetes; Boletales; Suillaceae.